ACGCGUAAAAUUCAAUGCAUUGACUGAUUUGGCGUGGAUAGCGGGAUUGAGUCUGCAUUCAGUGUAACCUAGUGUGUGCUACGAGGAGGUAUAAGUCCUGGUUUGUUGUAUUUUAGAGUUGCAUCUGUUUAUACGUUUAUUCAAGAUGUCCACGGAAGCUGAAAUAGUUAAAGGAACCGAAGACGCAACUACGGAGGAACAGCAGGAAAUGGACGACACCGUGGUUAGUCCAGAGAAGGCGGAGGAGGUCAAACUGAAGGCUAGGUACCCCCACUUGGGGGCAAAACCGGGGGGCUCUGAUCUGCUCCGGAAACGGCUGCAGAAGGGCAUAAGUGGCAAAACGCAAAAGUAUUUUGACUCGGGCGAUUACAACAUGGCUAAAGCCAAGAUGAAGAACAAGCAGCUUCCUGCGGCCACCACUGAGAAGGCGGAGAUCACGGGCGAGCACAUCCCCACCCCCCAGGACCUCCCACAGAGGAAGGCCCACAUCAUGGCCAGCAAGCUGGCCGGCUGAGACCAGCUCCCAGAUGUGGCUCACUGUCCUCCUCCUUCUCCUCCAUCCUGUGCCCUCUGCUGUUUAUACUCCUCACCCCCCCCCCCCCCCCCUCCUCCUGCACAGGUUCUCUGAGGGAGUAAACCAACUCCACUAGUUGUGAUCAGUAAUCCCAAUCCUAUUGACCAGUGCUGCUUGAGAAUGAUGUAUGUUAUCAAAAUGAAUUGGCUUUGGAAUAACCUUCUGGAAAGUUUACUUCAAGUGUACUGUAGUAGUGAUGGUGAGGUUUUUUGUAUCAUAUUUCGUUAUGAUAGAAUGAAGGCAAAGUUUUGUGUGUUAGUGUUUUACAAUUUUAGGCUAAUUCCUGAAGAUUUAAUCUGCAUUAUGAGAAUUCUACCUGAAUGAUUUCACACAGUUCCUUUGUGCUCUUGUCCUCCUCUGUGACUGGAGUUGUGAGUCUCAACAUCUUCACCCUGGGAGCGUUUGUAACGUACGGCCUCUCCAAGACUAUUCUCUCCUUCUCCAGUCAUCCGACCUAGAAAUGGCCUUAAACCAUCACCUCCUGUGGAAUUCUGGGCAAUAUUUGUCCCUUUUCUCCCUCUGUGUAUCUGGUCAGGAGAUUGUGUGCUGUGAUUCAACUGAAACCAGUGCCAGUUAGGUUCCGUUGCUUGGAAACUUGUAAAAGAAUGAACUCAGAGGUGUGCAUAUGCAUUUACUGUCACAUUUGUGCCAAUGUUUUUGUAAAUAAAAUAGUUUUGCACUAUA
Clupea harengus (Atlantic herring) is the source of this 1258-nucleotide messenger RNA. It is a transcript of the gene arpp19b, whose product is annotated as cAMP regulated phosphoprotein 19b. Gene Ontology annotation, molecular function: protein phosphatase inhibitor activity. Gene Ontology annotation, cellular component: cytoplasm. The record is from RefSeq and is a predicted model, not a curated record. Lineage: Eukaryota; Metazoa; Chordata; Actinopteri; Clupeiformes; Clupeidae.